Messenger RNA from Exserohilum turcica Et28A, 1747 nucleotides. RefSeq lists its product as uncharacterized. The record is from RefSeq and is a predicted model, not a curated record. The transcript is spliced from 2 exons. NCBI's taxonomy places the organism in Eukaryota, Fungi, Ascomycota, Dothideomycetes, Pleosporales, Pleosporaceae. The coding region runs from base 1 to 1506 and encodes 501 amino acids.
AUGGCGUCUUCCCUUUUGUACCUGUCUGCAACUGUGCUGUUGGCUCAGUCAACAGUUGCCUUGAACUGCUCCAAGCCCCCAGUAUACGUCGAUAUCCACAAGCGGGCCGUCCACGACUCUCCAGUUUUCCAGUACGGAUCAUUCAUUGGCCUUGGGACCCCCGCACAGAACCAAAGUCUUUGGCCCUCAUUACAGCAAAACGUUACCUCGUUUGCGUCGACCGAGUACUGCAAAGGCAAUACGACACUGAAGAACUGCGAUACGAGUACGGGCGGCUUUUACAGCCCCCAAGACUCGACGUCUUUCGAGCAAAAGGAUGGCUUCAAGACACUAGACGCAGCCCAGGAUAACCUCUUGGGAUUCUUUGGUCAAGAAACGGUCCGGCUAUAUACACACUACUUUGAGACGGACGCCGCAUCACAAACACUUGUCUCAAACACCACCAUCCAAGUCGCUGAGUCGGGGUCGAUAACUCCAGGAAGAGUCGGUGUUGGGUCUUCGUCGACGCUGUUGCGGGAUCUUGUUGCGCAAAACAUCAUUACCGGAUCAACAUAUUCCCUCUACAUUGGCCAAGGGUUUGAUCGCGCGGGGGGAGUAGUAAACGGCAGCAAUGUCUUUGGGGGAUACGACUCUGGGCGCUUCACGGGCGACGCACACCAGUAUCCCAUGAACAUUGCCAACACCAACCCCAUGAGUGUCCGCGUCAAAGACAUCAUCAUCACAAAGACAUCCGACAACUCCAACACAUCGCUCUUCGACAACACCGUCUUCACCGACAUGCAGUCGCGGCCCGACGCCUUUGAAGCCCAGAUCACAACCGAACAGUUUCCCUUUUCUCUGCCCUACCAGAUCACGCAGAACUUGAUCAAGCAGCUCGGCGCCGAGCAGGACAACACAUGGGGCGACAACUCGCUGAAGCUCAAGAACAGCUUCGACGGCACACUGUCGAUUGUGCUCGAAGACGGCUUCACCGUCACCCUGCCCCCAGAAGUCCUCAUGAACGCCUCCAACAUCACGCCGGUCCAGGACCGCGCCAAAUCCGCCGACACCCCGUUUUAUCUCGGAACCGCCUUCCUGGGCCAAGUCUACCUCAUGGCCGACUACGACAGCAAUACCUUCUACCUAGCCGAAGCCAUCCAGAAAAACAACAUGGUCAUGCCCGUCACCUUUUGCCCGCGCACCACGCCCGUCGCCUACCAGCGCCCCAAGCAGUCCGAGUGGGCGCGACAAGGCCUCGCGGGCGCCGUCGUCGGCGGCGUAAUCGGCGGCAUGGGCAUCAUCGCCGCCAGCUACUGUCUCUGGGUCGCGUGGAUGCGCAAGAAGGACAAGCGCCGUCUCCAGCGCGAACUACAGCGCAACUCGCAGCGCAAGCUCGAGCAGCUGGAUAUCGAGGAUGGACGGCCGCCACCCCCGAAAUUCGAUCCGCCGCCCCAGCAGCAGCAGCAGAGCGUGAAUGCUGCCAAAGCCAUGUUUUGGCGCAAAAAUAAACCCGGCACGACGUUUUGAAUACGGAUCAUGGGUUUUUUUGUCAUGGCGAGGGCGUUUGGGAAGGCGUGUUUGAAUGGACGGUUAUCGUCAUCAUCGUCAACAUACGUCUUGGCCUCUUCUUCUUCUUCUUCUUCUUCUUCUUCCUUCGCAUUCGUUAUACCCAGAGUAGGCAUUUGGCGGCGCCACCACUCUUUUUCAUUAUAUUGCCCGACUAUAUCCGCAUUUGAGUAUUUCUGUUUUUUUCAAUCAUCCAUCCAUU